UUUGUUCUCCGUUCGUUCGUUAUGUAAGUCGUACACUAUGGAUAUUGCAGAAGAAGGUUCACCCAAAUAUUGGAUCGUAAAGUUUCCAGAAGAACGAAAUUCUAUUGCCAUCGUACAUGCUACCUGGAUGCAGAAUGGCAAAUGUGCUUGGCCUAAUGAGAAGGACCCAAGACGUCUGCAGCAAAUAACUAUGAAAGGCCUGAAGCCACAGAGCAGCUGGUUGACGUAUGACUGCACUCGGGUUUUUGCUUUUGACACAUAUGAUGCCGCAAGAAGAAAGCUGGCACAAGCAGAGGAUACGUCAGACCUGUGUAGCGAGAACGAAUUAGAUGAACUGAGCAACAGCUCUGGGGAUGAAGUCUGUACGCCAACACCACGUUCACUUCCAACGCCACCACAGAGACCACCAACACCACCUCGCUCUGCAUUCUUUGCUACAAGCUCCAAAGGACCUGCGCAUGGAAGUGGGAAUUUCAGCGGACACACUGCGACCCCUGGCAGCACCUACGGCAAUGACGGUGCAUUUCCGUCACAGAGUACAAGUCUUCAGAUGCACGGUAUGUAUCCACAGAUGGGCCCAAGUGCUACAAAGGUGACAACAAACCACCAGUAUGUCCCACGUCAGGGAAGGCUGUACCAGGAUUUGCAAGAGCGGCGACAUCGCAGAUGUGAAGUAGCACAGCAACAGCCCGCAUCACGAAAUGUGCACCCAUCCUCCGCUGCUUGCAGUUUUUCACAUCAGAGUUUUGCAGCACAUGAAAUCCAGCAGGUAGAGCCCUUAGUGCAAGUACGACAGCUGGCUCAAACUCCUCAGUCAGGCAAUCAUUAUGGUGAAACACAACAUAUGCCACAGCUGUCACCUGCAGAAAUAAGGCACCCACCUUCUAACGAUGAAUUACUACACCAGAGUUUUGCUAGCCGACAAGACGCUUCCAGUGCAGUCCAAGAGCAAACACCUGUCCGCAGAACUAGCCAUGGAAGUGAUGGAACUCAUUAUGGAUUCUAUCAAGAAAUAUUAAAGCUCCUACACACGAUGAGGCUUACGUUGCAGUCGCACACUGAGCACCUGCUGAUGGUCCUUGAGAAGCUUAGUAGCAGGACUGAUACCACUGAAAUGGUGCAACCUGACAUCAUUGACGAGCCUUUCAAAACAACGGAAGCGUUCUUACGUUUUGAGGAGCAACUGAAAGAAAGCUCUGAGAAGAGGAAUCGGCUAAAACUAUUCAUGAAGUUUGUCGGUGGUGCCACUGUGGGGGAGCGUACGUUUAGAAUUUUGUCACGACUGCUGUCCCCUGCCGUCGGUAAGGAGUUCAGCCUUCAUGGAACAAAAGGAAAGCUGAAGUUCAGUGACCUACAAACCUGGAGGGUGUUGUGCUAUUCCUUGGCACCUGAAGACCAAGCAAAGGUUUCAAGCAAGGGAACCCUUAAAGAAAUCGAGAAGGCUACACAGUCAUGGCUGCGUCAUGCACCAGAGUCUCACAGAAGGCAGCAGGCAAGACAAGCGGCGGAAAACGCAGAUAGCUUGUGA
Messenger RNA from Ornithodoros turicata, 1528 nucleotides. RefSeq lists its product as uncharacterized. The record is from RefSeq and is a predicted model, not a curated record. The transcript is spliced from 13 exons. Lineage: Eukaryota; Metazoa; Arthropoda; Arachnida; Ixodida; Argasidae. Bases 38 to 1528 code for a protein of 496 amino acids.